Etheostoma cragini (Arkansas darter) is the source of this 1764-nucleotide messenger RNA. Its product is annotated as zinc finger protein 501-like. The transcript is spliced from 2 exons. Gene Ontology annotation, biological process: regulation of transcription by RNA polymerase II. The record is from RefSeq and is a predicted model, not a curated record. Gene Ontology annotation, molecular function: RNA polymerase II cis-regulatory region sequence-specific DNA binding; DNA-binding transcription factor activity, RNA polymerase II-specific. The coding region runs from base 131 to 1675 and encodes 514 amino acids. NCBI's taxonomy places the organism in Eukaryota, Metazoa, Chordata, Actinopteri, Perciformes, Percidae.
GAAGAAGAAGAAGAAGAAGAAGGAGGUUCAUAUUUUAUCGACCUAAAUACCGGAGCAGUCAGCGGAGAGAAGCCGUUAGCUGAAUCCAAACAACGGCAGAAAACCCGAGGCGUUAGUCUGGUUCUCAGAGAUGGACCGACGCCGGAAAAAGGUGGUGGAGACGAAGCUGCGAGGAGAAGUCAUACCAUCUGAUGUCCAGAAAGUGAUUGUUGGUGAAGAACAUCAGCGGGAGUGGAGCUCCAAUUUGGACCAGGAGGACCCAGAACCUCCACCUAUUAACGAGGACCAGGACAAACUCCGGAUCAGUCGAGGCGAAGAGCAGUUUCAAGGGCAGGAGGAGGAGGCUGAUAUCACCAAGUUCUUUAUCCCAAUGAAGAGUGAAGAUGAAGAAGAUAAACCUCAGUUCUCACAUCAUCAAAAGCAAAUUGAACAGAUGAAAACAGAAGCUGAUGGAGAGCACAGUGGCGGAUCAGAACAUGCCAGGGACUCUGAUCCAGAUACACAUUUACAUCCAGAUAUUAAUGACAAUACUGGAAACUAUCAUGAAUCUAAGACUUAUGGGAGUAAUGGCUGGAAGAAGACCAGAGAACCCCAGUCAGGUUUAAAGUCUGUAAAUAAUGUUGAAGUCCCUGCCAGUGAUCUGAGAUGUAGUACUGGUGAGACAGAGUGUGGACAAGGGUUUGGCACCAGUCGACAUCUGAAGAAACAAAUGAGAUCUCAUACAGGAAAGAAACCAUUUAGCUGCUCAGUCUGUAAGAAAGCUUUUACAGUGAGUGGAAGUUUACAAACACACAUGAGAAUCCACACAGGGGAGAAACCAUUUAGCUGCUCAGUCUGUAAGAUGGCUUUUUCAGUUAGUGGACAUUUACAUAGACACAUGAGAAUCCACACAGGAGAGAAACCAUUUAACUGCUCCUUCUGUAACAAAGCUUUUAUACAGAGUGACAAUUUACAGAAACACAUGAGAGUCCACACAGGAGAAAAACCAUUUUGCUGCUCAAUCUGUAAGAAAGCUUUUACACAGAGUGGAAAUUUACAGAAACACAUGAAAAUACACACAGGAGAAAAACCAUUUUCCUGCUCUGUUUGUAAGAAAGCUUUUACAGCAAGUGGUUGUUUACAUAGACACAUGAGAAUCCACACAGGCGAAAAACCAUUUACCUGCUCCGUCUGUAAAAAAGCUUUUACAGUAAGUGGAAGUCUGCAGAAACACAUAAGGAUCCACACAGGAGAGAAACCAUUUAGCUGCUCGGUCUGUAAGAAAGCUUUUACAGAGAGUGGACAUUUACAGACACACAUGAGAAUCCACACAGGAGAGAAACCAUUUUGCUGCUCCGUCUGUAAGAAAGCUUUUACAGAGAGUGGGCAUUUACAAAAUCACAUGAGAAUCCACACAGGAGAAAAACCCUUUAUCUGCUCAGUUUGUAAGAAAGCUUUUACAGAGAGUGGAAGUUUACAGAAACACAUGAGGAUCCACACAGGAGAGAAACCAUUUAGCUGCUCAGUCUGUAAGAAAGCUUUUACAGAGCGUGGAAGUUUACGUAUACACAUGAGAAUCCACACAGGAGAAAAACGAUUUAGUUGCUCAGUCUGUAAGAAAGCUUUUACAGACAGUGGAACUUUACGUAAGCACAUGAGAACCCUAACACAUGUUAGAAACCAUUUAGCUGUGUGAAGUGGCGCCGCCAUCCAAAAGAAGCAGAGAACCAUGUUCUAACAUUUACACACUAACAAAUGAAUGAAAUGUCUAAAAGUGUGGGUCCU